Messenger RNA from Mollisia scopiformis, 996 nucleotides. RefSeq lists its product as uncharacterized. The transcript has a single exon. The coding region runs from base 1 to 996 and encodes 331 amino acids. NCBI's taxonomy places the organism in Eukaryota, Fungi, Ascomycota, Leotiomycetes, Helotiales, Mollisiaceae. The record is from RefSeq and is a predicted model, not a curated record.
AUGUCUUGUUCGUCGUCGUCUUCAGAUAAUACAAUUGUUCUGCAAUCCAAAGAUACAUUUCAUCAAUUUUCUCGACUCCCUCUGGAGCUGCAACGACAAAUCUGGGACUCAACACUUGAGCCCCGCAUCCUAACCGCCUACGAAUCGAGAACCCUCCCCAACCGAAGCCCUCCGACCACAUGCUUCACUAAGGUCUGGAACUUGGUGCCCUUUCCCACUUCCCCAGAGGUUGGAAUAUACACCGUGGCUGAAGGAAUCUGGCCUCCAUUAAGACCGACACCAUUCUGGGCCAUGCCGUACUUUCGACAGCUGAUCAGCGACCAAAUCAUCAAGAAUAAUCGCCGCGAAAAAUACCCAGCUGAUCUUUUGAUGCGGUUCGAAUACGACACGAAAAGACCAGCCGGACCCGUGGCAUUGCGAGUAUGCAAAGAAAGUAGAAAAGUAGCGCUCCUUCACUACCAACUUGGCUUCGGUGGCUGGCAUCGAUGUCCUAACAAAACAUUCAGCCAAGCAUUCGAGGAAUCUGGGCUUCGUGAGAGAAGAGUUUGGAUCGAUUUUGAAAGAGACACAAUUUUGAUCCAAGUACUCCAACUCCCCCAGAACGCUCUCCCCCAGAACGCAGACCAUGUACGCGAUACAGCAAAAGCAUACAAACAGCUCCGUAAUCUUGCUGUUGUAGCCGGAAGAUGCUGGACUGGUCGAGGUACCGUUCGCAGCGAUGUGCAGCAUAUCAUGCCUUGGGAUGAAUGCUUGUUAGUCACCUUGCAGCAGUUGGAGAAGCUCGAGAACCUGGUUGUCUAUUACUAUCGCGAUGACCAAGAGAGUGUUUUGGCUGGGACGCCGUUCAAUGAACAGGUGAAGAAGACAAUUCUGGAGGUCAUCGCUGAUCCUUGGGCCUCCUUUCCGGUGGGGACUAAGAUUCUACCGCUUCUCAAGCCUCCAAAUGUGAAGAUGGUGAUGCUUGAGGCGACUUUAGAGUACAUGAAAUCAUACUGA